Messenger RNA from Hypanus sabinus (Atlantic stingray), 7835 nucleotides. Its product is annotated as kazrin-like. The transcript is spliced from 18 exons. The record is from RefSeq and is a predicted model, not a curated record. Bases 414 to 3062 code for a protein of 882 amino acids. Gene Ontology annotation, molecular function: protein binding. Lineage: Eukaryota; Metazoa; Chordata; Chondrichthyes; Myliobatiformes; Dasyatidae.
CCGCAAAGCUCCUCGUUAUUGGUUAAUGAAUGAUUUGUCGGAGCGGGGUUGUUGCGGAGGUCGGAGCUCUGGGAAGCGGGGUCUGAUGCUCGGCUGGAAAUCGCCCCCCGCUGCUUCUGCCCGCCGUGGGGGCCAGCCCUCCACUGGAUCCAGUCCCAGUGACCGCUGACCGGCGAGGCGGAGUCGCCAGACGCCAGAGAACCGAGAAUAAAAGGCUCGCCGGGCUAGCUGCUGAUUAACCCGCGAUUUGUCAGUUUGCUCUUCGGGGGGCAAGUGAGUGUGUCGCAUCGUAGGACAGCCUGCGUAACACUGGGAGAUCCCUGACUGGACAUAGCGGCGCCUGUGAGGCCAAAGACUACCAUCUAGUCCUCGGCCAGGAAACUUUUGGGAGCCCCUGCCUUGAGUGACCUGACAUGAGCCAGUGCAGGAGAGAACAAGAAGCCAUGGACGUACCUGCGACCAUCAGCACAGGGCAAAGCCCCACCACCUUCACGAGGGUCUUUGGACACCAGUGUGAGAUCAUGCAGGCAGCCGUUCAAUCCCUGGAUACUCUAAAUGAACAGAUCACAUAUUUCAUCAUGAGCAAGUCUGUAGCAAUGGACACUCAGCGGGACGCCUUGUUGCCCGAGGAGCAGGACACCCUGAAGAAUUCCUUGGCCUUAAUGAGACACCUCCUCAUGGACGUCCAGGCCAAGAUCCUCACCACCAUGGAAGACAAUAAGCAGCUGGCGGCGAAGAUCGAUGUGGCCGUCCAGUCGGCCAGCCGCGAGGUGACCAGUCUGAGAGCCGAGCUGACGGCCACCAACCGGAGACUGGCCGAGCUCAGCCCCGGGGCGGACUGCGCCGGCAUGGAUACCAAGUACGGAGAAGACGACUGUGAUGUGAGAUCUGAUGAGCUCCAGCAUCAUGUGACAGUGCUUCUUCGUGAGGAGGUUUCCCGGCUCCAGGAGGAAGUGCAGUGGCUGAGGCAGAUGAAGGAAAUGCUAACGAAGGAGUUGGAGGAUACGAAUGCAGGAAAAUCAGCUGAGAUCCUGUCGGUGACUGAGCUGAAAGUACAGCUUGCCCAGAAGGAGACCGAGCUGGCCCGAGCCAAAGAAGCCCUCCAGGCCAUGAAGACAGACCGUAAGCGAUUAAAAGCAGAAAAGGCAGACCUGGUAAACCAAAUGCAACAACUGUACGCGACGCUGGAGAGCCGGGAGGAGCAGCUGCGGGAUUUUAUAAGGAAUUACGAGCAACACAGAAAGGAGAGUGAAGAUGCAGUGAAGGUUUUAGGAAAAGAAAAGGACUCACUAGAACGAGAGAAAUGGGAUUUACGUAGACAAGCCAAGGAGGCAACUGAUCAUGUGACUGCACUCCAAACACAGCUGGACCUCAAAGAGAACAGAAUUAAAGAACUGGAGGCAGAGUUGGCCAUGAUAAUGAACCGUAUGGGCCAGAAAAUGGAAUAUCGCAUUUUCGAUCGUUCAGCUGAGAAGGAGUCCUUCCCUCGAGUGCUGGCGGCCAAGCAGUCCCUAGCCACGCUGACCAAGGAUGUCCCCAAGAGGCACUCACUGGCGAUGCCGAGCGAGAGUAUGCUAAAUGGGAACCAGGAGUGGGUGACACAGUCAGACCUACCACUCACUGCGGCAAUUCGACAGAGCCAGCAGACAUUGUAUCAUGCGCACCACCACUCGGUAGACAGGCAAGGAGUGCGAGUCAGUCCCUGUCACUCGAGGCAACCGUCCACCGUCUCGGACGCCUCGGUGCUUGAGGGUGAAAGGUCGUCCACACCAAGUGACAUCAACUCACCGCGACAUCGGACACACUCACUCUGUAAUUCACUAGAAGAUCUAGAAGAACAAAAGAGGAAGAAAAAGAAGGAGAAGAUGGUAUUUGGCUCCAUUUCGCGAGUGUUUGCCAGGGGCAAGCAACGGAAGUCCCUGGAUCCCGGCCUCUUUGAUGAUUCUGAUGGUCUGUCCAGCCCCACAAACCUGAGCCUCAGCUUGUCUGAGGGCGAUGAGCAUCUGGACAGGUUGCAGCAGGUGGAGAUUGCAAGGACCAUGCCGAUGUCUCAGUGGAAGGCGGGUACUGUACAGGCCUGGCUGGAGGUUGUCAUGGCGAUGCCAAUGUACAUCAAGUCUUGCACGGAGAAUGUCAAAAGUGGAAAGGUCCUGUUGAGCCUGAAUGACGAAGACUUGGAGGUCGGCCUGGGGGUGAACAGCUCGAUGCACCGGCGUAAGCUGCGGCUGGCGAUUGAGGACUAUCGCGAGGCAGAGUAUGGAAAGGGGUUGUCCAAGGCCUCAGAGCUGGACCAUCACUGGGUUGCCAAGGCAUGGUUGAACGAUGUGGGCCUCCUGCAGUACUCACAGGCAUUCCAUAACCACCUUAUCGACGGCCGAAUGCUGAACUCACUGACAAAACGGGAUCUGGAAAAAUACCUGAACGUGUCGAAGAAAUUUCAUCAGAUUAGUAUCCUGCUUGGCAUUGAGCUGUUUCGACAGUGGGACUUUGACAGAGAGAUUCUACAUGAAAGAAGGGCCUGGUGUGAAAAUCACAACGUUGACCCUUUGGUCUGGACCAACCAGCGAGUCAUAAAAUGGGUGCGAGAGAUUGACCUCAAGGAAUAUGCAGACAACCUUCUCAAUAGUGGUGUCCAUGGUGCAGUGCUCGUCCUUGAACCCACCUUUAACUCAGAAGCCAUGGCAACGGCGCUAGGAAUCCCCAGCAACAAGCACAUUAUCAGGCGACAUCUCUUUGAAGAGCUGAACUUAAUUGUCAAUCCUGCCAGGCAUGGACUGUUGCAGGAAAGUCAGAGAGUGGGGCAGCUAUGUUACGUACAACAGGGCUUCCUGGGAUACAAUCACGCUGAUGAGAAUGCUCUCGAGUACGCAGAGGAAGAAACCAGUAGGAAGUACAGAACAGGAAGGGGACCAGUGGAUUCAAUGAAGGCCUUUGGUGGGAAGGAUCUCUGCUUCCAUGAAGGCUAUCCGUCCCGUCCACAAGGCGUCACUGAGGAUGAACUGUCCAGACCAGCACGGUGCUCCCUCCAGACGUUCACUGGGAUCGAGGUCACCAAUGUAUAGGGCCAAGUUGUUCACUGGACACUGGAAUCAACUGGAAUACUUUCACCCACAAAUGCAACCACAUAAAAGUAAACCAGCUGCACAGCAGAAGACUUUCCAGCCAAGUGAACAGAUUUAUUUUAUAUUUAUGUUAAGUGGAUUGAUUGGAUCAUCGUUACUCCCAAUUGGCUGCGAGUGGCUGCUGUUGCCAUGGGAAAGCAGAUAAAUGCUGAAGGUUUGCUGGAAGCUAUCUCUUAUUAACCAGCUGAAACCCAAGCUACAGUUGAGAUUGUUCCCAAGCAUCAGGCACAUUGGAUCCAUUCUAAAUCUAGCUUUUCAGCACUGCAGGUCCUUAUAGAAAAAGAAUUUUGAUUUAACAGAAUGUCAAGAGGAUGGAAAGAUCACAAAGGACUUACUCUAAUGUGAGGUUUCUAUCCUGGAUCUUUUAAUUUAAGUGCAGAUAGUUGGACACUCCUCCUAACUCUACUUCAUAAAAAAGGCUUACGUCCAAUUCUAAAUCUGCUGUUCACAUAAUAAUGGAGGAAUUUCAACUUCAGAGGGUAGGCAGAGGACUCUGCAAACAUUGUAACUGAACCAGGCCAGUUCUAUUGAGUACCACCUGCAAAAGACAGUGCAGAUUUUAAAAGGGGAGGAAAAUCCAGCGAGUUUUACUUCAAUACAAUUCCUUGCUUAUAUAAAACAUUUUCAUCAUCAGAUAUUUACUCUCUCUUGCUUAUAAAUGUGGUGUUACUGCUGCUAUGAGGAACUUCGCUCAUCCUUGCAUAGGUAGGGUCCUACAAUGAAAAUAUUGAACCUGGAACUAACUAGGACUUUAAUGUAGCUUUGGCAUUUUGAACAACCAGUUGAAUUAGUUAGCUUACCAAGAGAGACGUGCCCCAGCUGGACUUUUGACUUGGACAACUGAAACCUUGAUUUGACUUCGUUAGUCAGCAUCUCGCUCUGACGCUCUGAAGAAACUGAUGUAGAAAUGACCCAAAUGGAUCUGGAAGGUCCCAGGUUCCGUUCUAAGUGUGCGCAGAGUGGUUUCCCACAGAUAUUGUGUGUUACUCUUCGCACAGCACCCAUGGAGAUGAGCUGUUACCUGUUUUACAUCACCAAUACCUGUGUCCAUAUGACAUAGGAGCAGAAUUAUGCAUUUGGCCCAUUGAGUCUGCUCUGCCAUUCUAUCAUGGCUGAUAUAUUACCCUUCUCUGGAAGUUCAACUGUCCAACUUUUUUCUUCAAAGAAAACUACCCAGCAGUUACCCAGCACAAUAGCUACUUACGGAGAAGUUAGUGUAGCAGAUUGUUUCAAGCUGUGAAUGAGAUAAAUUGACCAACAAACCACAGUAAGAGUAAGGAAAAAAGGAAAUUUGCAAACAAAAAAGGAAAUAACAUUCCUCAAUGUACUAUAUCUGUUCGUUAGUUAAGAUGCAACAUCAUUGGUACUAAUUCAGUUUGACAAACUAACAGUGCUAAAUCAUUCAUGAAUUAUAGAACCACAAGUCUGUUUGCGCUGCUUUGCUGUUAUUAUUAGAAAGCAGUAGCCAGUCUGACACUACUCUCUUCUUUAACAAGAACGAGACAUGAACUGUUUUAACCUUUGGAGAACGUUAAGCUAAUUGUACUGAUUUUACUUUGUAUUCUGUGAAUAUUUGUUGAAUAGAAAAAGGCAGUGCUUUUUUUUACUUUAAAUGUACUUACAGAGAUUUUAUAUUAUUUUUACACUUAUAUUAUUUCAAAUGCUCACCAGUAAUCUGAGUUUCCAAUGUUGCCUUUUUAAUAUUUCUUUUUCCCUCUAAUGCAUCACUAUUAGUUACUUAGAAUUCAAAUGACACUUAAAGACUUAGUGUUUCUCCCACAGAGAUUGCGCAAAGGUAACUGAUUCUUCCUCUCUCUAAGAAUUCUUUUAACAUGACCAGACUUGCCAACUCCGUUUCAUCUUAUUCCAGGAAGCAUCAUCGCAUGACUCCUUUCUGUGCUUCCACCAUAGUCUCCCACCAUUGGUCACCAAUCUGUCAAUCUUAAUGCCCUCUCUUCAAAAGCCAGUCAGAAAGAAACUAGUCUCUUCAUUACCCCUCGGAUGCUUAGCCAGUCAAUAAACAGGAGUAGAUAGUUAUAUCCAUAAAUAAAAGCAAACAUCAAAGACUACUUUGUCGUUUUGGGAAAAAAGGUGCCACUCUGAUCUUUGGCCGGAAACGUCAAAGUGACCUUUUGAAACUGUGUGUUAAGUUGAUGAAACAAGGGUGGGAACAGUGUGGCAUUUCAAUAACGGGUACAGGUAUCAUGUUUCCUUCAAUAAUUAUAGGUUCAUUUUUCUGAGUGUGUGGAGAAGGGGAAGGGUAGAGUAUGGUUGGCUUUACUGGUAAAUACAAGAUCAUUAAAGCCUGCUGCCCACCAGUGUUGCUGGCUAAGCAGUGCAAUUACGAGUGAGAAAUAUCAGCCUUGGGAUUUGGGUCGUAUUACCUUGAAAGGAGAUGUUUCUAACACUGGCGUCAGUGUGUUGUUGGGUCAGGAGACAAAGCCUUAGUUAAACCUUUACUGUCCCAUAUUUGGUAUGCAAUAUUUCUAUACCCGGGUAUGGGUGGGUACUUGGAAUGCACUGCUGGAGAAAGUGGGGGAAGCAAAUGCAAUAACAGUAUUUAUGACAGCCUGGCCAAUGAAAACUAUGGGCCACGAUGGGAUUAAUAAGGAUGGAUACCUUUUGCUCAGUGUUGAUAUGGUGAACCUAAUGGCCUGUUUCCAUGCUGUAUGAAUCUUAUGUCUAUGAGACAUAAAAGCCCUCCUUCUUCCCUUUCUCCAGCUGUCCGCUCUCCUCUCCUAUCAGAUUCUUUCUUCUCCAGCCGAUAACCUUUCCCACCCACCCGGCUCCACCUGCCACCUUCCAGCUAGCCACUUUACCCUCCCCGCCCCACCUUUUUAUUCUGGCAUCUUCCCCCUUCCUUCUCAGUCCUGAAGAAACGUCGACUGUUUACGCUCCUGAUAGACCAGCUGAGUUCCUCCAGCGUUUUGUGUGUGUGUGAAUACACACUGCCGGUUACCUCGGUGUUAAUGAGGCUAAGGCUCUUUCCGAGGGUAUAAAAUCACCAAAAUCAACCUUCCUUUCACUACCCUCAGCUUAGUGUGGGAUAGAAGACAAAGAUUCUGGGAUUUCCCAUCGGGUCAGGCAGCAUCUGUGGAAAGAGAAGCAAGAGUUUACGUUUCUGGCUGAAUACCUUCGCCAGAACCGGGAAGGAGAAAAUAUAAGGUAAGGCCCCGUCUCUUGUCAACUUGACAGAGUGAGCAAUCAGGAGAGAUGGAGAAUUGAUCCCAGAAGAGCAUUGGUGCUGGGCUGGUGAGGUGGAACGUCGGAAACAUAGGGAUAAAUCAAAGUGAUGCAGGAAGCUUCACCUAUUCAGGCAGUCCCUGAUGUAACAGGUUCACUCUGAGUGCUGUGACUGGUAGUGUUCUGAAUGCUUCUAGGCUAUGGCUUUACUAAAAAGCUGAACAGAAUCACCAGCUGCAAUCCCUAAGCGCUGACAACAUUUCCACAACCUGAAAUGUGCUUCAGCCAGGACCGUGGACCUGUGGUCAGGAUCGUGAAUUAAUAGGGCCACGGAAUGUGAUUCCUGAAUCAUCAGCAAAAAAAAAUCCCAUGGGAAAGGAAGGUGAUUUUUAUCCAGUCAUAGCGAUUGAUCCAGAAGGUCAACUCCUGGUGACUCUGCUCUGGGCCAAUUCUGAUUUCACGGAUAUCCUCUUGUGUUCAUUACAAACGACAAUACACAGGAACCAGGGAAAUCAGGAGAGCUAGUAUUGGUGACCCAGCCCCUUGAACUUCUUCCAUAACUUUUACCUACUCAAUUAGAUAACAGCUUAUCAGUAUCUCAAAUCCUAUCCCAACAGCCACACUGUGGAGAUGACCUUUGCACGCUCCUGAAUCACGCCUUAUCUGUUCCCAGGGAGUGUGGUGAGCACACGUCAGUUUUCUUGGUACCUGACCCACAGCAGUACUAAUCAGAAUUACUCUGCUCAAGUACGAUCAAUAAUGUGUAAAUAUGACCUUACAGCAAGAUAACGUUACGCCAACACCUCCAAACCUACAUCUGUGCAAUACUGACCAGGCAAUUCUCUUUGAUGGAUCUCAGCUGAGUGGCAAAGGUGAGUGAUUGUGUCCCGUUGAGCCCGCAGGACAUUGCUUACCUCAGGUUGUGGGCUAAGGACAGAACUAGGCACAACUUUGCUCAACAGGGUGCUUGACAAACCCACCCCACUCAUUGCCUCAAGCGCAGGGCACCCCUGUGAAUAUGUAGUCAGAGGGCACCUAGUGGCCACUGACCUUGCAUUCCAGCAACCUUGCCUGGCAAGAGCGGGCAAUAUCAGCAAAUCGAAAAUGCUCAUUGUGACUGAAAAUUCACUAAGGGAGUGUCCAAUUAGAUGUUGGAUGACUUUCUUUGAAAUUCCCUAUCUCAGAUGGUAAGAAUGUGAUGAAUCGUUAAGGCAAAUCUUUUUGGACGUGUAUUUGGAAAUAAUACACGUGGCAGGGUUGAAGCUGAGGAUAGGCAGAAUCUCAUUGACUGUUGUGGCUGACUCUAAACACCCCACUUCUUUUUAAGUUCUUAAACUGAUGGAAAAAUAAAGGUAAUAUUGACUGUCUUCUAUUUCUUAAAGAUUUACAGUGGGGUUGGAGCAAAUUAAGGGAGCCAAUGGCGAAGGUGUAUUGCUGGCAUGUAUACAUCUUCUACCUAACUGUUCUAAUGUGUAUUCAUUACUUUAAUAUUUUCAGAACUUCAUGUAAAUAAAAGAUAUAUAAAUACAA